This is a messenger RNA of Acyrthosiphon pisum (pea aphid), 834 nucleotides long. RefSeq names its product G-protein coupled receptor GRL101-like. The coding region runs from base 423 to 725 and encodes 100 amino acids. The transcript has 2 exons. Gene Ontology annotation, molecular function: protein binding. NCBI's taxonomy places the organism in Eukaryota, Metazoa, Arthropoda, Insecta, Hemiptera, Aphididae. The record is from RefSeq and is a predicted model, not a curated record. Gene Ontology annotation, cellular component: signaling receptor complex; plasma membrane.
AAUACAUUCAUCACUUCGUUCAGAAUCUAAAAUCAUUAAUCUAUUUAAAUUAUUGAUAAUUAAGUCGAAUUCGAGAAAAUAAAGCUUAUCCACAUUAAACUUAUUAAGUUUACAAACUGUACAAUAUUUCCAUAAAUAAUCUGUGCUGAAAGUUUCCUUGAGUUUAUGUAAACGAUCUUUAUCUUGCACCUGCUGUGGUUAAUACAUAAAUAGAAAUAUAACAUAUGAAUAUUAGUGUCCAUUAACAUAAAACAGAAUCCACGGAGCUGUUAGUCAUUUAAAUCAUUUUGUUACGAUUCAAAUUUUAUGAAAAUAUAAUUAAUACCUCCUAGAUAAAAUUAUAAAAUCACUUGUAAAUAUUAAAAAUGUUUAUUUGAACGAGUGAUGGAAAGUUUUGGUAAAAUUUAAAGAUGUAUUAAAAUAUGAAAUACAUAAACUUAAACGUAUAUUAUUUUUAUUUAUUUAUAGAAACACAUGUUUGUCCAACAACACAUUUUAAAUGUGCAAAUUAUUUUUGUAUACCCACUGAUAAAGCAUGUGAUUUCAAAGAUGAUUGUGGUGAUGGAUCGGAUGAACUUCAAUGCAAGCACAGAGAAUGCUGGCACGGAGAAUUUAAGUGUAAAAAUUCAGAAUGUAUUCGUCCCGGAUAUCUGUGCGACGGUGAAGUUAAUUGUGCAGAUGGUUCCGAUGAAGAAUACUGCGAAACAAGUGAGUGGAAAAUAUGAAAUGAGAAAAUUAUUAAAAUGUUUAAAAAAAGUUUUUACAUUCAGUUUACAUUCAGGUAUAGCAAGCAUAGGCGCACAUUGGGUGUGAAUUUAGGGGGUGCUGGAAUAG